GCUCACGGCUGCCCGGCCGGCAGCUGCCGUGCGUGGGGGCGGCCGCUCGCCGCCGCAGUCCCGCCGCCGCCGCCGGAGCCGCUGGUCCCGGCCCCCCGCCCGCGCCCUCGCCCGCAAUAUGCCUCCGCUGCCCUCGGGCUGCUCGACAUGCCGGGGACCUGCGGGCGCCUCUCCUCCCUGCUCCUGGGGCUGGCGGCCGCGUUGCUGAUGGGGCGGCCGCCUCCCGCCGCCGCAGCCGCCGCCACCCUCCCGCAGCAGCAGCGGGCGGCGCUGCCGGGGGGCGCCCCCGCCGCCGCGGCGGCCUCAGGGAGGGAACAAGGCCCAGCUAACUGGCAUACUUUCCCUUGUCAGAAAGACUCUUGUGUUGGCACAAAAGGAUCUGUUUUUACACUAAAAGUUCAAGUAAAUGACAUCAUCAGCCAUCAGUACCUGCAACAGGCAGUUGUAGAAGUGUUUGUUAACUACACGAAGACAAAUUCUACCCUUACUGGAAACAAUGGAGCAGUAUUAAUAAAAGUUCCUUACAAAUUAGGAUUAAGUUUAACUAUCAUAUCGUACAAGGAUGGUUACAUGUUAACACCUUUGCCUUGGAAGACUGGGAGAAUGCCAAUAUACUCAUCUGUGACGCUUUCGUUAUUCCCACAAAGUCAAGCUAAUAUAUGGUUGUUUGAAGAUACAGUCUUAAUUACUGGAAAGCUGUCUGAUGCCAAAUCUCAACCAAGUGUUCAGUUUCCAAAAUCUUUAAUAAAGCUUCCACCAAACCACAACAUUACAAAUGUUACAGCCUAUCUGACAGUACCAGAGCAAUUUUUGAAAGUGGACAGCUUUCUCUAUACAGCAGGAAUUCUUCUCAAUAAAUCAGGUUUCAAAAGCAUGGAAUUGGCUCCUCUUGCUGCAAUAUGUGUAAACGUUCUUUUGACUGGGAAAGAACUGAAAGUAAAUGGUCCCAUUCAGAUUACGCUUCCUCUUCCCACAAGUACUGUAAAAUCAGGAGAUGCUAUACCUGCAUGGACAUUUGAUAUGAAAACAGGUGCUUGGGUAAGCCGUGGGCUAGGAAUGGUAAAGGAAGCAGAUGGUCAAUUAGUAUGGACAUACACUGCUCAACACUUAGGCUACUGGAUAGCAGCUCCACUGCCUGGAACAAGAGAAUCCAUUAUUAGUGCGGUUUCCAAGGACAUAACAGCCUAUCAUACAGUGUUCCUUACAGCCAUACUGGGAGGUACUGUUGUCAUUAUCAUUGGAUUUUUUGCUGUUCUUCUUUGUUACUGCAGGGAUAAAUGUGGUCGGACACAAAAGAAGGAGAAGAAUACAACUAAGCUGGAGGUCAUAAAAAAAGACCAGACAACAUCAACAACUCACAUAAAUCACAUCAAUGCUGUCAAAGAAUCUUUCAAGUUGAAGGAGAAGUCACAGUUAUAUACACCGAAGACUUCUUCAUACAGCCCUCAAAGAAGGAUGUCCAUAGACACAGAAGAUGGAAAAUCACGAGACAAUUUUAAAAUCUACACAGAGGAUGCUCCUUAUCAGUCAUCCUGUCAGACUGGUCAGCCAAGAAAUUCAGCCCAUUCGUUGGAGCCCAGUGCUGGAGUUAGGCAUUUACAGCAGCCGAUGCAUAGUAACACUGCUAUUUCCCAGGCUCCUAGGGACAUCCAAGACCAAAAUAGAUACCUUUCACUGAAAGAGGAGAUGUAUGGGCUUUCCCAUAUCCCAGAACAUCUAAUGCAUAUUUACAAUCAACCUAUUGCUAUUCUUCAAACCUCUGACCUUUUCCACUCCCCAGAACAAUUACAUCCUGCUAAAUCAGCAACUCUGCCAAGAAAAGGGCAGUUAGUAUAUAAUCCCAUGAUGGAACCCAUGAAUCGUGAUGGUUACAUGCAAACAUUACCGAAAAUGCCAGUGCACUGUCAUCCGCAGCCUUCUGUCUGCAGAGAUGAAAACAGUACCUUAGAUAGUGAAGAGGGCUUACCUUCUCAAACGUCAAACUGGGGCCGGUACACUAAUAGCUUACUGGAAUCUGUCUCCGUUCCUGGGACAUUGAAUGAAGCAGUUGUAAUGACUCCAUUUUCAUCUGAACUUCAAGGUAUUUCAGAACAAACAUUAUUGGAACUCUCUAAAGGAAAACCAUCUCCGCAUCCUCGAGCAUGGUUUGUGUCCCUGGAUGGAAAGCCAAUCGCUCAAGUGAGGCAUUCUUUCAUAGAUCUGAAGAAGGGCAGAAAAACAGAGAGCAAUGAUACCAGUCUGGACUCUGGUGUGGACAUGAAUGAGCAUCAUCCUAGUAGGAAACUGGAGAGAGAGAAAACUUUCAUUAAAAAUAUGCUGCAUUCUAAGAUCCUUUACUUGGAAGAUCUGGAUCUGAGUAGCAGUGAAAGCGGGACCACUGUUUGCACUCCAGAGGACCAGGCUGUGAGGCACAUUAUGGAUGGAGGGAAUGGGCCAGUCAUAGAACAGCGCGAUGAAGAAGGUCUAAGAAGAAAAACUAUUUCGGGAGGUCAUGAACCGGCUGUCUCUUCUGCUAAAAAAAGAGAUAGACUGUCUAUCACCAAAAGAGAUAGCAAAACCAAUAUCUGGAAGAAAAGAGAGGAGAGGCCACUUAUUCCUAUAAAUUAAAAGUGUUCUUCGUGGUGUUGCUCUCCCUGCUGGUUAUUGACCUCUUGGCUGCUUCUGUAAUUCUGCAGUGUUGGGUUUACAAGGGAAAUGUUGUUUUCUAGUAUCAAGAAAAGUUACGUUUUUUUUAAAUACAGAUUGAGUUACUAAACUUCAACUGGGCAAUUUAUAUUCAAUGUGAAUUGAAAACAGGGAAAUGCUAUUAUUAAGAUUUUCCAGUUUCUAAUUUUGCUGGCAAUAUAGGGAAGGCCCACAUUUUAAUUAGACUGUCAUUCUUGGACGCACCUCUGGGAAUGCACGGUGAGAAAUGUAGGCACAUAUUUUAAUUUUUUUCAUACAUGUUAAUGUGUUGAUAGACUAGUUAAAGCCAUUCCUCAGCCUUGUUCCUAAUCGAUGUGACCAUCUGUACAGUGUUUUAUAUGUGAACUUUUCUAGGGAUCUGUUACUACUUCUUUGUAUAACGUAAAAUGUUUCGUCAGUCCCACAACACCAGCAGAUGAGCUCUGUGGGAUUUAUCAGCAGAGCUCUGUAGCGUUACUGCCCUCCCUGUGUGCCCAUCCAUGUGCAAAAGGUUGGCGUGUCAUAUAGCAGUGACAGAACAGAGAAGCGUACAAGCUCUGUGGCCGCUGCAGUUCGUCGUCCCUGCUGUCUUAAGAUGUUGCCCAUCUGCUUUGUUUUAAUCUGCUUUGUUAUGAACUGUGGACGCUGAAGACUGACACCUGCUAUCAAGUGUCCACAUCCAGUAGAAAAAGACUGGUUCUGGUAGCAGUCAAAGCUGCUGCUACUUGUAAUCGCCAUGUCUUGUUUUGGCUUCGUUGUCAGUUAAAAUCUUCUGUUCUGCAUGCUGUUGAGCCCGUAGUGCUCCACAAUGUAGUCCCGAGUACCUGCCUAUUUGUAAAUUAGAGUUUGGCCCAUAAUGAAAAAGUAUGCAAGUUUAGGCAAAUUAUACCUUUGAAAUAGUUUCAUUUAGCAAGAAAGUUCAGCACUGUUGGUUUUUAUUUUAUGUUUUAAAACAAAUGGAAGAUCAUCAGAGGUUUAUGUGCCUACAUUUUGCCAGCCUGAGCUGCUUUUGUCUAGGUUGUGGAUCACAGAGGGGGUUCAGCAGGCUUUAAAAGUUGGGGAGAUUUAUGAGCAUGAGCAAGCAGAUCACAAAAUUUGGUCUAUAAUGCAAUAUAACUACUACUUAUGACUCCUCUUAAAUUUACCAAAAGUCAUGAAUGCAUGAAAUGUAACUAAGAUAUGUAUAGAGGAAAGAAAAGGCCAUCGGAUUAUCCUUUAUUUUUAAUGUUCAUCUUGUCAAAGUGAUAGUUUCAACUUUGGCUAACAGAAAAGUAGAUGCAUCCCUAAAUGUGCUUCAUAUAGUAUAUAGAAUGUCUUUCCAUGGCUUUGAAGCUGUUUCCCUGAUGAAAUAAGCUACAGCAUUUUGGCUUUGGCAGUUUGAUUAUAAAUCAUCCUAAAAAAGCUUUAUAAAUAUUUCCCUUAGAGCUUGGUUAAGGUUCUGUACCAAGACCCAAACAUACACUGCCUGUAUCUGAUUUGUGGGGUGAGAUGCACUAAGUUGUCUGCCCUGUAGUACACUCGAGAGUUGGGAAAUUCCCUGUGCAGCUGGGCUUCUGUGAAUAUUUACUCAGGAAACCUUACUGUGAAGUAUCUCUGUUGCAUUGGGGUUGUCGGUUGUCUGGUCCACUUUCUAGAAGAAUAUGCAAAGUAACCAAAACGGUACUAGCAGUACGUCAGUCCAACUUCUGGUGUGCAGUUGCUUUGUGAACAAAAUAGGAUGUUCUUGUUGAGUUCACAAGCAUGAAAGUGCAAAAUAAGUUUUUUGAGAUAGGUGUGCAAAUAAGUCUACAAUUAAAUUGGCCAAAAGAACUAGUUUAAUUGUAUGAUUCAUCGACUUCAGGGGUGAAGAUGCCUUUGGUAGUCUUUUUAGGUAACUGUAAUUCAGUUUUCUUAUACCUAAUACAUUUCCACAAUACUUUUUUUCUAUAUGCAGUUGCACUGGAUUUUGUAGGUGACAAAAAUCUAGUCCCAAAUACUGAUAUUUUCAUCCUUUGCUUUGUUAUAUAAUUAGUAGGAAUCAAUUCCUAUAUUUUGUGUAGAUGCACAUUUCUUCUGAAAGCUGCUUUGACUUUUGAGGUUUAAUAUUGCCCUGCUCUUAGAGUUGCAUCAGUUUGAAUGGUUCCCUUUUCAAAAAGAAUAUUCUGUUCUGUUGAACAUAACAGAAAAUCCCUGACAAGCCAAUGGUUUUGAGGAGUUGAUAUUAAAUUGAUAUGUCUCUAUUUGUAAUUUUGUUCACCUACAGUAACUUAAAAUAUAUUGCAGAUUUUAACGUAUUUUUUUCAUUGUAUGUACCAAAAAGACCUAAUUCCUCAAACUUGCUUGUAUUGUUAAAAAACACAGACUACUGUAAAUGGCUUUAUUCAUAUGAGUUCAAAGGAAUGAAGUUUUGCGCUCCACUGUUCUUGUUGUGCACCAGAGUAGGUAUCUGGUCACCAAAGAAAAAAGAUUAGAAGUGUUGGAAAGAUCAGUUAGAACUUUGGAACUUCAAGGCAAUGGUGCCAAAAGGUGUAGUGAUGUAAUGCAGAUUCUUUUCUGUUCUGCUAGCUGAUCAAGGGCCAAGAGUGGAGCUGGGUUCCGUACCAUCCUUCUAGAGGAGCCUUUGGCUGUCUGGAUUAGUCACAAUUUUACCCUGCACCUAUGGUAGUGCAAAAUGGCCCCUUUAAAGGCUGUGCAUCCAGUUGAGCUUUUAGCCAGCAAAGCAGGUCGGAGUGCAACAGAUCUUCUUGCAAGAGUUUCUUUCUGCUGGGCUUCUCAGUACUAGGAGGAAAGAUAGAAAAAAGUUUUCUGAAAAACAGGCAUCUCGUCAUACGUAGGAUUGGUAUCUCUACUAGAUAGUAGCUUCUUCCUUUGCUUAAGGAGGAUGUGGACAUUUCUUGUAGUGGAGUAUUUAAGUUCUUUUCUGGAGUGUGCACGCUGCAGUUCUGGUAAUACCGUUUCCGGGACUGUCUUUGGCUGUUGCUUCUGUCCAUGCCAGUCAAGCAACAGCCGUCUUUGCUUGCUUUGUAGAUCCCAUACACCAACUUUUCUGUCUGUAACUUGCUAGCAUGCAUCACAUAAUGUCUUAUGCUGCUGGUUACACUUGAAAAGGCUUUUCUAAAGCAGAAUUUUAUACUGAAAAUAAAUACAUGACUUCUUUUCUGUGUCAGAAUAUGAGAAAAUUCCAUUUGAUUAACAGGAAAAUUAUACUACUGUUGGAAAAUAAAAGAACUCUGGUACCUUAUAAGCCUGAAAGCAAAACUGAUUUGAUGAUUAGGGAUAUUAUUUACCAACAUAGAGCUAGAGAUAAUGCAUAGAAAAUAAUCCAGUAUUGUAGGAAUGUUUAGUUGUCUGCUUUGGUUUUAUGCAGUAAUUUGUACCAAAGAGGAUGAAAUUAAUGGGCUUGAGUCUAAACUCUUGUCAUUAGUUAAAAAGUAAAACAGGUUAACAAUAUUACUGAUGUAAUAUUGUGCAAAUUAAAAGAAAGUAUAUUACAUUUGUUGUCUAGUACUGCAUAUUAGGAAAAUCUGGAGAUUAAUUAGCCUGCUGAAGUGCCUUUCUCUUUCAUCAGACUUAUUUUAUCAGUGGGACACCUAACUAUCUGAAAAGCACAUUAUGGCAUCUUUCUGUUAGCCAAAUAAACCUCAAUUCAUAGUUAGAAUUAGCUUUUAUAUUUUAAAAGGUGGAUCAAGUGUUUUUUAUGUUGGAAUACUGACUCCUGCAUGUUGAUGAUGAUGGUAAUUGUUGUAAACCCUGUUUUUUGUAUUUUAUGUUUAAAAAGAAAUUAAAAAAAUAUAUCUUUA
Molecule: messenger RNA, 6443 nt
Organism: Falco peregrinus (peregrine falcon)
Lineage: Eukaryota; Metazoa; Chordata; Aves; Falconiformes; Falconidae
Gene: FAM171B
Product: family with sequence similarity 171 member B
Exons: 9
Coding region: 148-2607 (819 amino acids)
Source: RefSeq, a predicted model, not a curated record